Messenger RNA from Lotus japonicus, 1819 nucleotides. RefSeq names its product homeobox-leucine zipper protein HDG11-like. The transcript has 7 exons. Bases 30 to 1685 code for a protein of 551 amino acids. NCBI's taxonomy places the organism in Eukaryota, Viridiplantae, Streptophyta, Magnoliopsida, Fabales, Fabaceae. The record is from RefSeq and is a predicted model, not a curated record. Gene Ontology annotation, molecular function: lipid binding.
AGAAAGUUACUAACUGUCUUCAAAGUCUCAUGGGGAGUCAAGUGUCACAACAAGAGCUGCAACAAGGGCUUAUUCCCAUCAUUGGAUCUUCACAUGACCCAUCACUUGCAAGUUUGUUGAACCAAGGGGCUGGUGGAAUUCGAAGUUCAAGUAUUGGUUUGACAUCAAUUAUCGGUGGUGACAGUGCAUCAUUGCACAAUAAUCCAAUGGAGGAAAGUCUAGAUUUUCAGAAUCAGAAGUUACUGAUGAAGGGUAUUGCAAGUACUGCAACGAGAGAACUGGCUAAGCUUCUGCUCUACAAUGAGCCCUUUUGGGUCCUCUCUUCAUCCCAAGAAGGGAAACUCACUCUUCAUCCUGAAAUAUAUGAGAUAUUUUUUCCUAAGAACAAACACUUCAUUGGUCCCAACGUGCGUGCAGAAUCAUCAAAAGAUUCAGUGACAGUCAACAUAUCUGGAAUGCAACUUGUUGAGAUGUUUCUUGAUCCGGUCAAAUGGGCUAACCUUUUCCCAUCGAUUCUUGCUAAAGCAGAAACAAUCAAAGUGUUUGAUAGCGGUUUGUCAAGCAAUCAAAAUGGAGCUUUGUUGUUGAUGUGUGGGGAAAUGCACGUUCUUUCACCUUUAGUGCAACCUCGCAAAUUUCAUUUUCUUCGCUAUUGUGAGCAUGUUAAGGCUGGUUUGUGGAUGAUAACAGAUGUGUCAGUUGAUCCCUCUAGACAACACAACCCUUUUUCUCGCUCUUGGAAACAUCCAUCUGGAUGCAUGAUUCAGGAAAUACCUGAUGGGAGUUGCAGGGUUUUCUGGGUGGAACAUGUGGAAGUGGAUGAGAUGCAAACACACCAGCUGUUUAGAGAUCUGGUUGAUACCAAGAUUAUAUAUGGAGCUGAAAGAUGGACAAAGGAGCUCCAAAGGAUGUGUGAGAGAUUUACUUGCUUUUCUGAAGAUAAGACACAGGAUCAUGACCAUAGAGGAGUGAUCUGUUCGAAUGAAGGGAAGAGAAGCGUGAUGAACCUCGCUUGUCGAAUGGUUAAGAUGUUCUGUGAAAGUUUAUCCAUGACAGGUUAUGAGAUGAACUUCCCAUCUUCAAAUAUGGAGAAUACUAGCGGGAUUAAGUUCUCUGUUCGCAAAAACACUGAAAUGGGCCAACCAUCUGGCACGGUUGUUGUGGCUACCACAACCCUUUGGCUUCCUCACCAUUAUCAGAAAGUUUUUGAGUUUUUAACUGAUAUUUCUAAACGCUCUCAGUGGGAUGUUCUUGCGGCUGAACAUUCAGUGCAUGAGAUAGGAAACAUUUUAGUCGGAGCUAAUCCUGGCAACUAUAUAUCACUUAUCCAGCCAUUGAUGUCCAAUACCGAGAACAACAUGGUGAUUUUGCAAGAGUGUUCUAUGGAUCCUAUGAGAUCGUAUAUUGUAUUUGCACCAGCUGAUAUACCAGCUAUGAAUGCGGCAAUAGGAGGCGGAGACACUUCAAUGAUACAAAUUCUCCCAUCAGGUUUUGUGAUCUCGACAGAUGGCCAAACAAAUAUUGAGAACUCAAGAGGGUCUUUGCUGACAGUGGCAUUUCAAAUACUUGUGAAUAGUCUGACUGCAGAUGAACUCCCAGUACUAGAUGUGGGAAAUGCGGGAGAUGUUUUAACCCUUUUGGACUCAAUAGUCGAGAAUAUACAUAGUGCUCUAAGCAGUUAUUAAUAGUUUGGAGUGCUAUUUUGGUUAUGUAGUUCUUUUCUAUCUCUUACUUCAUGGACAAAAGGUUUAUACAUUACCUUGUUUCCUUUGAUAAGUUUUCUUGACAUUCAAUCUUGAUAAUAUAGUACUCUUGUCCA